AUGGGUCCACCACCGAUUGCUCAUCUCGCCAGACGUCCUUCGAGUUCUCCAAGGGCUCUGGCCCCCGAAGUGUUUUUUGCUGAAGUUCGCUUUGAGUUUUACAAGGCCAAUUCGGAGCAACAAGCCACCUCCAAAUCCCCGAAGUUCGACUUCAGUUGGAUGAUUUUGAUGUUUCCUUUGAUCCUGGCCAUCGCCUACUUCAUCAAGUUUGUAGUUUGUGACGUCAUCUACACAGAGCAUCAGGAUUCAACCAACGCUUUCAAUUCAACCAUGGAGAUCCUGAAUUCCGCGAAUGCGUCGGUUAUUCUCAAUUGA
This is a messenger RNA of Caenorhabditis briggsae, 315 nucleotides long. NCBI's taxonomy places the organism in Eukaryota, Metazoa, Nematoda, Chromadorea, Rhabditida, Rhabditidae. Bases 1 to 315 code for a protein of 104 amino acids. The record is from RefSeq and is a predicted model, not a curated record. The transcript is spliced from 2 exons.